Benincasa hispida (wax gourd) is the source of this 1460-nucleotide messenger RNA. It is a transcript of the gene ATI1, whose product is annotated as mesoderm induction early response protein. Gene Ontology annotation, cellular component: intracellular membrane-bounded organelle. NCBI's taxonomy places the organism in Eukaryota, Viridiplantae, Streptophyta, Magnoliopsida, Cucurbitales, Cucurbitaceae. The record is from RefSeq and is a predicted model, not a curated record.
UCAGUUUUGAAAAUCAAUUGUCACCGGUAACCGCCGGUUUCCAUCAUUGCUUGGCGGAGAUUAUUACUUUGCCCCACACAUUCACGUCUCACUCCUAAUCUCUUCUCUAUUUCCCGAGGCAACUUUCAUCCUUAUCGUCACCUCGCCGCCGUUCGUCGCAAUCUCCGGUCGCCUCUUCUCUCCUCCGAUUUCGGUGAGGUUGGAAUACACAAGGAGUCCCAUAGAAUGGCAGAUAAUGAUGGAGAAAAGAAUAACUCUCGUGGAAAUGAAUGGGAAGUUGUUUCACUCACUGCAUCGGCAUAUGAAGCUGCUCCGAAUGUGAAGGAAGAUGAAUCGACUGAUGAAAAUAACAGCAAUUUGUACGAAGCAGAAACUUCUCGUGCUCUUUUUAUGUCUAGGCACUUCGUAUUUCCACCGAGUCAGCACGAGAAUUUGCCAUUGGAACCCGAUAAUAGUGAGAUUCACAACGAUCAAGGAGGGAAGGAGAAUGUGGUCUCUGAUUCUGCUGCCGUAGAUGGUGGAAAACCUAGUAGAAAGAAUGAAGAUAGCUUGAAUUUGGAAGGGUUGGGUGAGACAGAUGAGUUUUCAGGGAUUGAUAAAACUACGGAGAAAGGCAGCAAGCUGUCUUUUCAUGGUGAUGAUUUUAGUGAAAAUACUACCUUGCCAGAUUUGAGCCUGGUUGACAAGGAGCAGGAUCCCUUUGGUGCUCCUACCUAUAGUUCCUUUCAUGGCGAAACUGAUCUUAGUUCAAUGAAUUUUGAUGAAAUUCCUCCAUUGGAAUCUAAUGAUCAAGUCUCAAGUCCAGAAAGCUUAGAAACUCCCAAGCUUGAUAACAAAAGCAAUAAGUCCAGUCUUCCUUGUGGUGCUUGGUGGAAGAGAAGAGCUGCUAAUUUAUACUCUCAUGCAAAAGAUGCGAAUGCAUUUUGGUCCAUUUUCAUUGCAGCAGCUGUUAUGGGACUCGUAAUACUUGGGCAACGCUGGCAGCAGGAAAGUUGGCAGACUCUGCAGCUGAAAUGGCAUAGUAGUGUGAAUGAUCAGAAGACUAACCGAGUGCUGGGACCAAUAACUCGGCUUAAAGAUGUGAUCGUGGGUGGCCAACGCCGUGGUUCGUCUAUCAAGUUUAGCCCCAGUGAGUUAUAAGAUGAUGACGAUAAGUGUAGCAAAGGAAGAAACAACGUGGAAGGAAGAGGUUCGUAAGUCAAAUACUUGAGCGUGUAUGGCUGUCUUUCAAAAUUUACACAAGUACUUUGGGAAACAUGUUGAAGUUUGAUUGUUUAAAUUAUAUCUUUUUUCUUGGUGGUAUAGUACCAUAUUGCAUUGUACAUUAGCUUAAUCAAUUGGGUGAAAUGUAAGUUUCAAAGGUCAUACUUAUAUCCCGAGGGGCUCAUUUUAUUUCGACUUCGUCGAGAAAUGACCCUGCAAAUCAGAUUGAAUGACACCAAGAUCAUCCUGUUCGUUUA